CGGUUCAUGAUGUUAGCGGUUACUUGUAUACUGUUUGUUGCUCUAACUGGAGGUGCCGCUGGAGAACUGGCCGCCCCUGAGAGGCUCUACAAGAUCCUUAUGCUCCUACCUGUCUCAUCUAAGAGCCACAGGAAUGUCUUCAUGCCGCUCGCUGAGGCUCUGGCCGACCGUGGUCACAAGAUAGUGAUGCUGACCAACCACCCGAAGUCGUCCAAACAUCCCAACAUCCAAGAAGUUAACCAUGGCCUCCCGUAUUUCCAUAACAUAAACAUGUUUAGUUACCUGAACGACCCGACUGGAGCCUUCUCCCAGUUUACUACCGUUCUUCCAGCAGUGGCUCGGGACCUUUACAAUGUUCCUGAGGUGAAGGAUCUAUAUGAGAGGAGGAAGGAAUUUGAUCUCUUUAUGGUUGAUCAUGCAUUCAACGAGGUGGCAUAUCCGUUCUUGCACGAGGCUACCUUCAUCAUGGUCACCACACCAGGGAUUGACUACCGUCAGAGUGCCGUUCUUGGCAACGUACUUCAUCCAGCAUAUGUUCCUAAUCACAUGACUGAUUUUCCACGUCCGCUCUCCAUUUGGAACCGCUUCCUUAACGCUAUGAUUCAAAUAAGAAUUGCAAUUUACUGGCGACACUGGACAAUUAUACCUCCUGUACAGAAAGAGAUCUCAGCGCAGUUCCCGGAGCUGCCGCCGUUGUUGGACAUAGAGAGGAACAUGAGUCUAGCGCUGAUGAACACACACUUUACCAGUGGCCUGCCACUGCCCCUCUUACCUUCCCAAGUGGAGGUGGGUGCCAUGCACUGUCGUCCAGGCAACCCCCUGCCUCAGGAGAUCGAGUCGUGGAUCUCUGAGGCUGGGUCUUCUGGCGUCAUAUACUUCAACUUGGGCACUGUUGCUAGCGGCCACAGCAUUCCAGUUCAGUACCGUGAUAUCUUCAUCAAGGCUUUCCGCAGGCUGCCACAACGAGUUAUCUGGAAAUAUGAAGGAGAGUUGGAGAACAUUCCUGACAAUGUGAAGAUCAGCGAAUGGCUUCCUCAGCAGGAUAUUCUUGCUCACGACAACGUUAAGAUGUUCAUCACACACUGUGGUCUCCUGAGCUUACAAGAAUCCAUCUACCAUGCUACACCUCUCCUCGCACUGCCCAUCUUCGCCGACCAGCCCAGGAACGCCAUGUUUGUUAGGAACUCUGAACUAGGACACUUUUUGGAGUGGGAAGAGCUCACUGAGGACAUGAUCAUCGACGCUGUUGCCGACAUUAUUACAAAUACCAAGUAUAAAGAAAACAUGCUGAGGAUGUCGAGGUUGAUGCGGGAUCAAUUGACCACGUCCAAGGAGCGAGCAGUGUUCUGGACGGAGUACGUCAUCCGUCAUCAUGGAGCGCCUCACCUGAGGUCCCCGGCAGCACAGCUCUCCUGGGUGGAGUUCCUCAUGCUCGACGUUAUCCUACUCCUCCAUUUGGCUUUAUUUAUCAUUUACUUCAUACUGCGUCGCAUUCUGAAAGUGAUUUCAGCAAAAAUCCUUAACAGAAAGAAGAAAAUUGAAUAGGAUUUAUAUUCUCAUAUACAUGAGGUACUCAUUGAAAAAGUACUUGGUAAUGAAGAGGACCCAAGACACGUAAAUACUAUCAAUCUAUCUCCUCACUUACGAAACCUAAAUUUUCACGUUUGUAAAGAACUCGCUCCCACAGAUUCCUUUUCAAUUUAUGAGUGUGUAUCCUCUGCCUUGUGAUCUGAGGUCUGGUGUUGUCUUUUUGUUUUAAUAUUCGAACUGUACCUCUCGAUAAAUUGGGAAAACCUCAUAAAACGUUUGAACAUGCGUUAGUAAAUUGGUUAUUUUAGUUCACUGUGUACCUUGGAUUUAUUUUACUCUCGUGACUUUCAUUUUAGCAGAAUAUUUCGUAAAUCAACACUGACGAUGUGGCAUGAUACACUGAAACGCUUAGCAAAUAAAAGAAGAUAUGAACCAUGA
Cherax quadricarinatus is the source of this 1968-nucleotide messenger RNA. NCBI's taxonomy places the organism in Eukaryota, Metazoa, Arthropoda, Malacostraca, Decapoda, Parastacidae. The record is from RefSeq and is a predicted model, not a curated record.